AUGAGUGCUCCUUUGUCCAAGGAACUCCGUGAGAAGCACAGCGUUCGUUCCAUUCCUGUCCGUAAGGAUGAUGAGGUUAUGGUUGUCCGCGGUACUUACAAGGGCCGUGAGGGUAAGAUUGUCCAAGUCUACCGUAAGAAGUGGGUUAUCCACAUUGACCGUGUCUCUCGCGAGAAGGUUAACGGUGCCACUGCCCCUAUUGGUAUCUCUCCCUCCAAGGUUGUUGUUACCAACCUCAAGUUGGACAAGUCUCGUCUCGCUAUCCUUGAACGCAAGGGUAAGAAGGAUGCCAUGAAGCAAUAA
This is a messenger RNA of Mucor velutinosus, 303 nucleotides long. RefSeq names its product cAMP-dependent protein kinase catalytic subunit. NCBI's taxonomy places the organism in Eukaryota, Fungi, Mucoromycota, Mucoromycetes, Mucorales, Mucoraceae. Gene Ontology annotation, cellular component: cytosolic large ribosomal subunit; ribosome. The transcript has 2 exons. Gene Ontology annotation, biological process: cytoplasmic translation; ribosomal large subunit biogenesis. Bases 1 to 303 code for a protein of 100 amino acids. Gene Ontology annotation, molecular function: RNA binding; structural constituent of ribosome. The record is from RefSeq and is a predicted model, not a curated record.